Thunnus maccoyii (southern bluefin tuna) is the source of this 4980-nucleotide messenger RNA. RefSeq names its product nucleolar protein 4-like. Bases 36 to 2090 code for a protein of 684 amino acids. The record is from RefSeq and is a predicted model, not a curated record. NCBI's taxonomy places the organism in Eukaryota, Metazoa, Chordata, Actinopteri, Scombriformes, Scombridae. The transcript is spliced from 11 exons.
GAGAGAGAGAGAGAGAGCGAGAGAGAGGGGGAGCGAUGGCAACGAAAAAGGCGUGCGUGGAUGCGCCCAAAAGGAGCCGGAGUCCGGUCGUGUUGGAGGCGGAGAUGUUCAGUGAAUUUCAGGACUGGUGUCUCCGGACUUAUGGAGACUCCGGUAAAACAAAGACCGUCACCCGGCGAAAAUAUAACAAAAUCAUGCAGACACUGUUGCAGAACGACGAGUCGGAUGGCGUGUAUGUCGACAACAGCCACAUCAACGCCAAAUUCAAAUUUUGGGUGAAGUCUAAAGGAUUUCAGGUCGGGACCAACGUUUUGGGAGAGCACAACAAGAAAGGAGCUCCAGGGAAACCCGUGCUAUAUGUCCCGGUCAAGUCAACGUGUUCAGAUGGGAAUUCGGCCCAAGACAACUCCUCCCUGAAGCGUGUAGCCGUGGUCGAAGACUUCUUUGACAUCAUCUAUGCCAUGCAUGUGGAAAUGGGUGCCGACCCGGGCCGAGCACCCAAACACGCAGGCCAGAAGAAGACCUACAAAGCUAUAGCAGAGACCUACGCCUUCCUGCCCAGAGAGGCGGUGACUCGGUUCCUAAUGAGCUGUGGAGAGUGUCAGAAGAGGAUGCACAUCAACCCCAGCACCGCAGAGUUCAAAGAAAAUGACAGACCAACCUCACUGGUCCCGGACCUCAUUGAUUACAACAUGCCUCUGACUGCCACCUACCUGAAACAAAUGAAACUGCAGUGCAUGACAGCCACUGAGAGGGAUGACAGUUCGGUGAGCAGCGAGGACAUGAACAGCGCCGAGCCCACAUGGGUCGCAGCUGAGCAGCCCCCAGUGCCUGAGCCCAGUCCACCUAAUGGAGAGCGGGUCAGCAACCCAACAGCCACCAUUAAAGAAGAGGACGAUGAUGACUCCUCAGAGAGCGGCAGUGCCAACGGACUGCCGGCCCUGACCUCCCCGGAAGUGCUGGCUGUGGGUGGGAACCCCCCAGAUGGCGGGGCCCCAUACGGGGAGGUGACAGAGAACGGGUUGAGCGCUCCCCUGGAUUUCAGCACCACCUCGUCCUCGUCCUCCUCAGAGGAUCAGCAGCCGGUCAACCUGAGCGACAGACUGCUGCCUGUCGGGAGCUCGCCGCCAAACUCUUACCCCGCAGACCCCAACAGGAAGUACCCCAUCAAAACAGAGUAUGCCAACAAGUCGCCUCCUUACAGCUCAGGAAGCUAUGACUCUGUGAAAACUGAACUGAGCAUGAGCGCAGAGGACUUGACCUCUGGUCGGGCACAGAUAAUCGACGACGACGACGACGAUCAUGAUGACCACGAUGACAGUGACAAGAUCAAUGAUGCUGAGGGUAUGGACCCUGAGAGACUUAAAGCCUUCAAUAUGUUUGUGCGUCUGUUCGUGGAUGAGAAUCUGGACCGCAUGGUGCCCAUCUCCAAACAGCCCAAGGAGAAGAUCCAGGCCAUCAUCGAGUCCUGUAGCCGCCAGUUCCCAGAGUUCCAGGAGCGCUCACGCAAGCGCAUCCGCACCUACCUCAAAUCCUGUCGCCGCAUGAAAAAAGGCGGUUUUGAGAUACGACCAACACCUCCUCACCUCACCUCUGCCAUGGCUGAGAACAUCCUCGCUGCUGCCUGUGAGAGCGAAACCCGAAAUGCUGCCAAGAGGAUGCGGCUCGAUGUCUACCAAGCAACGGAUGAGCCUGCCUCCGACAAGUCCAACUCGAGGGACCCUGCCUCUGCGGCUCCAACGAGCUUCUCGAUUUCCAGCGCAGCUUUCGCCCAAGACCAGCUCUACACCAAUGGAGGCCUCAACUACAACUUGCGGGGAUACGGGACAGUCGGCAGCAACCAGCAGAACACUGCUGCUGCACAAACCAACGGUCCCACAGAUCUGAGUAUGAAGUCCGUCGGCCCGAACUCCUCCUCCUCCAGCUCAAACAGCCACGGUCAGGGAGGUGGCGGCGGCGGUGCUUCGGCUCAGCUCAGCCCUCCGGAGGUCACAGCGGUGAGGCAGCUCAUCGCAGGCUACCGGGAGUCCGCGGCCUUCCUGCUCCGCUCAGCAGACGAGCUGGAAAACCUGAUCCUGCAGCAGAACUGAGUCCGAGCCAAACCGUGCCAAGACCUUCUCCUAGCCUGUCCGCCUCUAUCGCUCUCAGUCACACAUAUUUGGGGCAGAGUUUGAAAUCCAAACAAAGACACAAAUGUACACGAGUGAUUCUGCAGCGCACAGUGGGUCCUGUAGGUUGGUACCUUUACUUAUUCCCACACGAUUAGGUAUUUGGAAGGGCCAGAACAUAUCACAGGCUGAAAAAUGUUUAUUUAUGCAUUUGGUUCACUUUGACCUUAGUGCCCUGUUAUCUGUAGCCAUUCAUCCCAUUCAGUUCAUUUUUACCACUUCAACCUCCAUUCGUCUCAGGAAGCGAUGAUCUAUGUGAAAAAAAUUACAUACAUAGGGGAGUUACAAGAGGUGUUAAACAUCAGCUCACCUGUGCAGAUGUUUGGACAAAUUAAUAGUUGCAUAGCAGUGAUUUAGUCUCAUAACCUACUUUCUAUUUUUACACAACUGUAAAAUACGCUGUACAGUGGCAUGAUUUGAUUUGGUCGUCUGCUCCAAAAAAAAGAUACUGUAUUUCUAAACGUUUUACUCUCUCCAAAUUCACACCUUUUUUUUUUUUCCUGAAAAAUUUGGAGCGUUGCUUUCUGGAAGUUCAUAGAUAAAUCGCUGCUAAAAAGAUGUGGCAGCUUGCCACUGACCUGUUGACCUCAACAGCUACUGUAGGAUGUGCUGACUCACAAAUAAGCAAAAAAAAUAAUUAAAAAAAAAAAAAGAGCAGAGAAAUAAAAGAAAAGAAAGUAAAGAGCGUUUUGACAGUUUUCGCCUGUAAAUUUUGAUCCGUCAAGUCGUGUGGUCAAAACGAUACCUCGGUCCUGCUCUGUUGGAGUGGUUUCCAGAUUCUUAAGCAUGUGGUUUAUUAAGAGACAAAGACUCAUUAUCCAACCUGACUUUACCUUCAGUUAUUUUAUUAUGAAUAUAUUUAUCACGGGCAGUUUCUCAUUACAUAAAAGGACAGAGGCUUUUAAGAAGCCUGGGUAUGCAAAUUGAGGUCACAGACACCUGUCAGGGAAAAAAAAAAGGAGAUUAAUAUAUUGUUUAGACUCUUGGUUUAUAACCAGUGCUACUGGAAAGCGGAGAAAGGUGCAAUAUUGAGGAUAAUCAGUAAAGGUGUGCUUACUGAAAUGACUUUGGUCAGACUUGCUGAGGCGUUUUAAGGCAAAGAGGGGAAUACUUUACCACAAUCCCCUCUUGUUGUGACUGUCAAGUUGUAAAAAGAGACGAUAUCCCAUGCAACAUUGUAGCCAAUUUCAAUGUUGUCGUUUGUUGUGAAUACUGAUCUUUAUCGCUAACCUCAUAACUGAGGCACUUUCAUGUACUGGGAUCAGUCAUCCAUCGUGAUAAAAAUGGGACCUGACAGAAAAAUGAGACUUAAUGUUGCACGUAUUUUUCUUUUUUUUUUUUUUUUAACUUUAAAGUGGUUUGGGGUCAUUUUGUGAAGGAAAUGUUCUGUGAGUAUUCUCGGCUUUUUGUAAGUUAAAAGGAGCACAUUGAGCUCAAAUGCAUCCAUUACUGACUGUCAGAUGAAUGCAGCGGUAUUUGAGGCAACCCGAGACAUCCAUAUGGCUUUACCGGAUGAAGUGAGAGUGUGUGGGCUGCUCGCUCGCUCGCUCGCCUCGGACAAAAGAAAAAAAAAAAAACUCCUCCGUCCAUAUUUUCCCCUCUGACCUCAGCUGUUUCAAAACCUCUCUCUCUCUCUCUGUCUCUCAUCUCCACAUUCCUCAUCGAUGUCACGUCUGAAAACACACUGUUUGAAAAGAAGCAAGAGACAAUCUUUGAAAAAGAUGUAAUUGCAUCACAGUUUACUCUCCCAGCUUUCUGCUAUGGUGUGUCUGUGUAUAUGUGUGUGUGUAUGUGUGUGUGUGUGUGUGUGUGGUCUGAGGGCACACAGAGUACUCAAUCCAGAUCUAGAGCACAGCCUCACAACAGAUGGUGAGUCACUCAGCACAAACGCAGUGGUCUAGGUGUGUGUGUGUGUGUGUUAGUUUUAUGUGGUGUGUGUGUGUGUGUGUUUUUUUUUUUUUAAUCCUUUUGUUCAUUCGAUGUAAGUGUUUGUUAAGAUUUUCUGAUGUGUAUAAGUGGAGUGACCCUGUUUGUACAACAUCAAUCUGUGAAGAUUUAAUUCAAGUAGGCUAAAACAUUCCAAACAAGGACAAUGACUCUUCACGCAGCCGACCCGGCUCGCACCUUAUUGAUUUGUCUCAAAGUCUAGAGAGAUAUAUUUCUGUAUUUAUCACAAAUCUAUCAAAUUCUAUCAGUUAUCUAUCAUGAAUCACUCUAUUUCAGUGUGUCAUUCAUAAAUUUGCAGUUCAUUUCACUACCAGGCCAGUCUAGACGUGCUUAAAGGAACCAUUUUUACAUUUUUAUUACCGCGCCAUGAUUAGGCUGCAUUACAUUUACAUUUCAAGUGUGAAAUCCUAUUAUCUAUUGCAAGUUUGGAAGCACUUUAUAGCUCAGGAUUAAGGUAAGAUAACACAGUGAUAUGUGAGUGUGUCUUUACCUCAUUUGGAAUAUCAGCUUCAGUUAAAACAUGUUACGGACGGAUCGUUAACAAAGGACAGUUUGACACGACUUUUAACAAAGACUUUAAAAAAAAAAAAAGCAAGCGGCUCCUUUUUGGAACUCAUCAGUUUGCAUGGUCCACCCGGGUUCAAGUAGACGUAAUCAUAGAUGUACGUGGGACCUCGAGUCCUCACACAUGUCUUCCUCGUCUCCUCUUCCUCCUCCUCCUACUCCUCCUCCUCCUCCUCCUCCAACCUGCUCGUUUUACUGUUUGUAGCCAUAGCAGUCACACAAAACCCCUCCGCACGUCACGUCUUACUCAGUGAUGUUGAUCUUUGUCCCAUUUUUCAACCCCCCCCCCCCCCCCCCCCCC